AUGCCCAACACACCCAUCACUGUCGCCGCGACAUUGGGCACCCCGACGAUCACCGACACGACGACAACGACCAUGUCCACACCGAAUGCUAGCGUGGAAGUCUCAUCUUUCACACACGUCAGGCUUCCGGGGUUCUGGCACAACUCCCCUACGCAGUGGUUCACGCACGCGGACGCCAUGUUCGCGAACAAGCGAAUCCGUUCGGAUUUGUCGCGCGUGAAUCACGUGCCCGAGGCUUUGGACGAGGACGGUGUCCGCACGAUCGCGGAUUUGCUGGGAGCCGACGCGACCUACGAAUCGAUCCGACAACGACUCAUCGCUACAUACAGCGUCCCCCAAGCAACGCGCUUCCAGCGAAUGAUUCAACCAGGUGGCAUGGGCGAUCGCUCCCCAUCGCGUUUGCUCCGGGACAUGCGAGAGAUCUACCCCGACGACAUGACGGACAGCUCUCUGCUCGCGUUCUGGCUGAACAAGCUGCCGCCACCCGUCCGCACCGUCAUCGCCGGUCUCACCGGAUCCGUCGAUUUUCUCGCUGAACGCGCUGACCGCGUAUGGGAAGCGUCGCAGAGCAACGAGAUUUCGGCCAUCUCGAGGGACCACGACGCACGCGAGCCGCGCCCCAGCGCGCGCCCGAUCACACCGGCAAGUUCGCCCGACCAGGACGCACGUUUGCUCGCGCUAGAGAACGCGAUACACGCGCUGACCACAAAAGUCACGUCCCUGGCGACGUCUCAGGCAGCCGCGCUAGCUCGCACGACCAACGACCGCCCCACGCGCCAGCAACGUGAUCGUUCCCGCUCGCAGUCGCAGCCGCGAAAGCUCGUAACGGCUGGUUGGUGCUACUACCACAACCAGUACGGCGCGGAUGCACGCAACUGUCGCGAACCGUGCACUUACGCGGAGAAGACAAAGAAAAAUCCGUGA
Molecule: messenger RNA, 924 nt
Organism: Myzus persicae (green peach aphid)
Lineage: Eukaryota; Metazoa; Arthropoda; Insecta; Hemiptera; Aphididae
Exons: 1
Coding region: 1-924 (307 amino acids)
Source: RefSeq, a predicted model, not a curated record